Molecule: messenger RNA, 2062 nt
Organism: Lobosporangium transversale
Lineage: Eukaryota; Fungi; Mortierellomycota; Mortierellomycetes; Mortierellales; Mortierellaceae
Product: Mre11 DNA-binding presumed domain-domain-containing protein
Exons: 11
Coding region: 154-1824 (556 amino acids)
Biological process (GO): double-strand break repair via homologous recombination; telomere maintenance; mitotic intra-S DNA damage checkpoint signaling
Cellular component (GO): nucleus; Mre11 complex
Molecular function (GO): DNA endonuclease activity; 3'-5'-DNA exonuclease activity; manganese ion binding
Source: RefSeq, a predicted model, not a curated record
UUAUUAAUGUGACCAGUUGAGACGCGUUUGGGCUUUUAAACAAUCGCCACCAAAAAGCAAUUCUCUGACAAUCUUCGUAUUUUUACAUCUUCCUCAUUCGCAACAAUAACAAUUGACAAGGAAUACAAGCGUUUGGCUCAGUCGCUUGCACUCAUGGAAAACAAUCCUUCGUACUCACAGCAACACCACCCUAACUCGCAAUGGAGUGAAGGAGAUACAGAAAUAGAGGAAAAGGAUACAUUUUCGAUCUUGGUGGCAACAGAUAAUCAUCUAGGCUAUCUGGAGAAAGAUCCUAUCCGGGGAGAUGACUCUUUUGCAGCUUUUGAGGAAAUCCUUGCGCUGGCUGCAGAAUCUGAGGUAGACAUGAUCUUGCUUGGAGGAGAUCUAUUUCAUGAGAACAAGCCGUCGCGCAAAACAAUGUAUAUCACAACUAAGCUCUUGCGCAAAUAUUGUCUUGGCGACAAGCCCGUUAGUCUUGAGUUUUUGAGUGAUCCUACAGACAACUUCCCAGAAGGUAUCAAGAAUGUUAAUUAUAUGGACGAGAAUUUAAACGUGGCGAUCCCUGUGUUUUCAAUCCAUGGAAAUCAUGAUGAUCCUUCUGGUGAUGGUAACCUAUGUGCUCUGGACCAGUUAGCAAUGACGGGUCUUGUCAAUUACUUCGGUCGUUCGCAGGAGAUCGAUAAUGUCAUUGUAAAGCCUAUUUUAUUGCAGAAAGGCGCCAGCCGUUUAGCUCUUUAUGGUAUUGGCAACAUUCGCGACGAAAGACUGCACCAAACCUUCUUGCGGCGUAAUGUCAAAAUGAUGCGGCCUGUAGAAGAAGAAGACGAAGAACCUUGGUACAACUUGCUCGUUCUACAUCAAAAUCGAGUUAUGCAUGGCCCCAAAAGCUACAUUCCUGAAGCAUUUUUAGACGACUUUAUCAACCUAGUCAUCUGGGGGCAUGAACAUGAAUGUCUUAUCGACCCCACCUAUAAUCCUCAACAAGGCUUCCAUGUGAGUCAGCCGGGUUCCUCUGUUGCAACCAGUCUGUCGGAAGGGGAGUCCAAGGAAAAACACGUUGCCAUCCUCAAAAUAUGUAAAGGGAGGUUCAAUAUCCAAAAAAUACGAUUGCAGUCUGUGCGUCCAUUCAUUAUGAGCGACGUGGUACUAGCGGAUCAUGACCUUGACCCAACAAACCAACAGAAAGUUAACAGAUUCAUCUCUGAAAAGGUCAGAGAGCUUGUGCAGAAGGCAAAGGAAGAAUGGACCGAAAAAAACGGCCAUGUAAGCCGCAAACGGCGGAUGUAUAAUGAAGAUAACAGCGAUGAAGAAGAGCCUGCACAAGAAACUGUUCAAACACAGGAACCAGAGGUCCCGAAACCGCUAAUCAGACUAAGGGUCGAGUAUAGUGGAGGCUAUGAAAUUUUCAACCCUCAGCGAUUUGGUCAAGAGUUUGUUGACAUGGUUGCCAACCCCCGCGAUGUUGUACAUUUUUACCGCCGCAAAACGACCGUAAACAAAAACACAAAGACAAAGCCUGAAAUGGAUGAUGUAGCCGCGCCAGAAAAAUUAGACACCAUGCGUGUAGAAAAUUUGGUACAGAAGUAUCUUUCAGCACAGAAUCUUAGCAUCUUGCCAGAGAUACAGCUUGCAGAUGCAGUUCGCAUCUAUGUUGAAAAGGACGAGAAGGAUGCUGUAAAAGACUUCGUACUGACAUCGCUUGACCGAAUGCAAAAAGCUAUACGGACAAAGCAGAAUAUCGAGCUCGAAGAGGCUCUCUUAAAAGAGGGAAAAGGAUAUACAGGCCGAAACAUAUGCACGCGAGCACCCAAAUGGAAUUCUUGACCAUAAAUCAACAUCUGGCGGUAAAAUCCUGGAUCAAAACGGAGAUGAUGAGAAUUUAGACAACGAUGCCAUCCUUGAAAAGAACCCUACAAAGCCAUCAAAGGGGCGUGGGACAACAAAGUCCACCGCCACACAACUUAGCCGGGGCCGUGGUAGAGGGAAGGCAGCAGCUAGAGCUUCUACCCUUAAUUCGAAUACGAGCAUGGAUGUCGAUCUGAACUCUGGCAGCGAGGAACAG